Molecule: messenger RNA, 1775 nt
Organism: Microplitis mediator
Lineage: Eukaryota; Metazoa; Arthropoda; Insecta; Hymenoptera; Braconidae
Gene: Trf
Exons: 4
Coding region: 389-1099 (236 amino acids)
Biological process (GO): DNA-templated transcription initiation
Molecular function (GO): RNA polymerase II general transcription initiation factor activity; DNA binding
Source: RefSeq, a predicted model, not a curated record
GGAUAUCGACCCCAACCAUUUCAUUCUUCACGUGUCCGGUCCUCGGUUCGAAUCCUCCGACUUCCAAAUUUUUUUCACCGAAAAAAAAAAAAUAAUAAUAAUAAUCCAGUCUACUGAUGACAGUUCUAGUAAUUUCUUGAUUAAUUUAAUUAAUCACUACAAGUAUAAUUAAUUUCCAAAUUUUACUAGACCCCAGAAAGUCACUAGACCACAAAAAAUUCAUCGCCGGUACCAACAAAAAAAAUCCAUAAUAAAACAGAGCCAGCAUUGCAUCAGAAGCAUCUGGAAGAGUUUUAUUCAAGUCCACGUGAUGACUGACAGAGGAUACAAUUUUUGAAAAAUAGUUGACUCAUAAAACCAAAUAAUUAUUUAUUAAAAAUAAUAAAAAAUGUCCGGACAAAAUGACGAGUUGAAAAAACUACUGAGUAGUCCAGUAAAAUCUUCCGAUGACAGUUCAAUGGCACCACCACUGACUACAAAUGUACCGAGGCCAAGUACAUUGCAAAGUAACCCGCAAGCGUCGAUGACACCUUCAACUCCAGCGGGAAACCAGAAAGAAGUAUUGGAGCCUGUGCUACAGAAUGUCGUAUCGACAGUUAAUUUAGGAACUGAGUUAAACUUAAUGAAAAUAAAUGCCUGCACUCGUAACUCCGAGUACAAUCCGUCGAGAUUCACUGGACUGAUAAUGAGAAUACGAAACCCUCGUGCUACUGCGCUGAUAUUUACCUCUGGUAAACUGGUUUGCACUGGAACCCGGUGCGAAGAAGACUCUUACCUGGCGACCCGUAAAUUUGCGAGGAUCAUACAGAAAAUCGGGUUCCAGGUAAAGUUUAUGGACUUCAAGAUCCAGAAUAUUGUGGCGACUUGUGAUUUAAAGUUUCCAAUUAAAUUGGAAAGUCUGUGCGAGUCUCAUGGCAAUUUUACGUCCUACGAACCGGAGUUGUAUCCGGGUUUGAUUUAUAGGCUGAUUGCUCCGAGAGUCGUUUUGCUAAUUUUUGUCAAUGGGAAAAUAGUAAUGACAGGAGCGAAAGACCGGAAUGAUUUGACGACAGCCUUGAGUAAUAUUUACAACACAUUACUAAGCUUUAGGAAAAAAUAACAGCGUAAAAUGACUCCCAUUAACCGGUACAAAGUAUUCGCGAAAUUAUUUAUUAGCAUUUGCUUUAAUUAUGUUUAUAUAUUUAUAAUUAAUUUUUUUUUAUGUAAAAAUUAAUUAAUUUAAUUAUCUCUAAGCCUUGUACAUAAUUUAUCAUUUAAACUUAUAAACGAUCAAACCUAUAAAAUGUACAUACGCAUUAAUUUAAAUUUCUAAUUGCACUGAUCGUAAAUGUAAAAAAAACACAAAAUUAGAUUUCUCUUUAAUUGAGAUUAUUUAUUAAUUUUAAUAAAGGCAUGUUAAUUUAUACGAGUAAUUAAAUUGCCCAGUUAAUUAAUUUUCGAUUGUAAUUUAAUUUUCUCAAGUACCAGGUACUGAAAUAAAAGUCCGCAUUUUUUUAGCAUUCAAUAUAUUUUUAAUUAUAUUUAAUAAUUAAAGAAAUAGCACCAUUAGUAAAUACAUUUUACUUCCAUUUAAUAAAUAUAUUUUUUUUCUGCAGUUAUCGCACUGUAAGAAAUCGGGAGUGAUUACGAAUUUUAUUUGAAUCCGCAUUCACUUCUACUCGGAGUUUAAUAUUUAAAUAAACAUGAUCCUGAAACUGACAGACAAUCAAAAAUUUUUUAAUUUUUUUCAAACAAAUUAAUUAUUAAAAAAAAAAAAAAAAAAAAAAAAAAAAAAA